This is a messenger RNA of Annulohypoxylon truncatum, 1282 nucleotides long. RefSeq lists its product as uncharacterized. The record is from RefSeq and is a predicted model, not a curated record. The coding region runs from base 141 to 572 and encodes 143 amino acids. NCBI's taxonomy places the organism in Eukaryota, Fungi, Ascomycota, Sordariomycetes, Xylariales, Hypoxylaceae. The transcript has 3 exons.
GGCCCCUGUCAUUCCAUCUUUCAGCUCUGAACUCCACAACCUCUUUGUAAAUGUCGAUUUUAAUGGAAUCAACCUGUUUCGAGUGAAUACCACCAUCUUAGAAUAUUGCCCAUUUUGGGGGCAACAACCUGAAGCGCCAGAUGGCCACAAUACCUUCCGAUUGCCAUAAUUACCCUCCCGAGAACUACCGAAGUCCCCAAUUCCCAUCCCUCUGCUGGCCUCCUCAAGACCCCUUCUGCUCCUUGUAUACAAUAUGGGACUCGUGGCGAUACACCCUUCUCUGGACUCUGAUCCUCUACGCGCUGUUUCACCUCGGUGCUACCGGUAUCGCCUUGUCCAUGCAGAUUGGAAAACCGCGAACGGUAUGGAAGUACUUGUUGGUCCUCCCGCUUGUCUACGCUUUUGUCGCGGGAGUUGAAGCUUUGUUUACCGGGAGUAUUGUUGGGCUAGUACUCGGCGCUGUCUACAUUUCCGGAUGCUACUCGAUGCCGACGUGGAUACCAUUCAUCUGGGGAUGGAUAAACACCUUGGUCUUGAUCGUCUCUUCUUUCACGAUACAGGGAGGUCUAUAGGGCUUCGCUUCUUGCCGAUUUGUCCUAGACCUCCAAAGACCCGAGAAUAGCUAACCCGAAGGUACUUUUGAUGUGGCACCAGUGCGUAGUUAUGCUACGAGAAGCCAUAUUGAACGAUAACAGGUAUUCCUCCGUUCUUCGACUGCUGACGGCAACAGCCGACGAUGAGCAAAACUUUGGGACUAUUGUCGACCACACAAGGUUUAGAACUAAAGUAUAUGUUCUUAGGCCCAUCGGUACGAAUAGAAAGCUGACAGAUGAAGUUAGGAUAAUUAAAAUAUGAUCGAUAUCAUGGGGUUUUUACUAUACUAGCCUGGUUACUUGGACCGUACCACGACACUGGCGUUUUUCUUGAGUGUUGGCAUGGGAAGAGGGAGGGAGUCUUGAGAUAUCCCAAAUUCAUAGCAGCAGAUGUCAUAGGAGAGAGUAAGCCGGUAGUAUAGUGAUACCGCAUUCAACAAAUGACAAGCUCGCCAAGGCGGAUCUGAGGAUUCUGGAACGUGCCACUUGUUCACUUAGACUCCGUAUGAAUUCGGAGGCGAAGGCCUGACAUAUAUGCAUACAUUUUACGCAGCAAGGUCACCAGCCUACGAAUUCCUUUUAGGGAAACCGGACUACCGUGUAGAAGAAUAGAAUUAAUCCAUCCCGAGACAUGGAUGCUUUCUUCAUCUCUCAUCUCUCAGUGUCGAACAAUAUACUUCAGUGCUAGG